This is a messenger RNA of Cariama cristata (Red-legged seriema), 291 nucleotides long. RefSeq names its product C-C motif chemokine 13-like. Gene Ontology annotation, cellular component: extracellular region. Gene Ontology annotation, biological process: immune response; cellular response to type II interferon; positive regulation of ERK1 and ERK2 cascade. The coding region runs from base 1 to 291 and encodes 96 amino acids. The record is from RefSeq and is a predicted model, not a curated record. Lineage: Eukaryota; Metazoa; Chordata; Aves; Cariamiformes; Cariamidae. The transcript is spliced from 3 exons. Gene Ontology annotation, molecular function: CCR chemokine receptor binding; chemokine activity.
AUGAAGGUCUUCUCCUUGGCCCUGCUCAUCCUGCUGCUGGCGGCUCUCUGGGCUGAAAGCCAAGGUGUCUCCUUCCGCAGCCACUACAGCGCAUGCUGCUACAAGGACAUGUUCGUCUGGAAGAAAAUCCCUGCCUUCCUCAUCAAGAGCUACGAGAAAACGCCUUCCCACUGCUCCCGUAACGCCGUGCUUGUGGAGCUGCUGAGGGGGAAGAAGCUCUGCGUGGACCCAGAGGAGAGAUGGUUCCAGCAGUACCAGCAGCAGCAGGAGUCAAGGAGAACCUCCACAUGA